Prorocentrum cordatum is the source of this 6142-nucleotide messenger RNA. Lineage: Eukaryota; Dinophyceae; Prorocentrales; Prorocentraceae. The record is from the annotation of a GenBank genome assembly.
GUAAAGUCCUCCCUGGAGGGAUGAUGAGCAAUGCAAAUGUAAGCGCCUUGAACCACAUCCGCCCACAGAGCUGGUAGGAUAAACUUGUGCUCCUUUCCAGGAUGCCACGUAAGGAUUCUUUUCGUGGAGGUUUACAUGUUCAUUCGUGCUGCGGUCGAUUACAUAUUCCCCAACACAAGUAUCAGGAUGCCCGGACCACCAAUGUAGACGUACAUGGGGGGUUUUUCAAAGCUAUGUGUUCGUGUUGUCUCUUUCGUUCUCUGUGUUGCGGUAGUCAGUUCAGGCUUGAUAGAAUGCGUGUAUCAGGGUAACCGCUGAGUUUCCUGGGACAUUCAGCGCUUACCCUGAUACGCACAUAUUUACAGGGCGUCCUGGGAGACCGGUCUGUAAGGAGCGAUUCCCAGCGAUUAUGUUGCAGAGGUUAAGUGCGUGUUUUCUUCAUUUGAUGGUCUUCGCAUUGAGAGAUACCGUUUUGUCGGCACGUCCUAUGAAGGCAGCGACGCGGUACGGAGAAGGAGACACUGUCCCCAUCGGAGUCUACCGGCAUACAGGACGACGUUCCAGAUGGACACGGUCAGCCACAGGGUUGGGGGUGAGUUGGGCACAUUCAGCGGGUCUUCGGUGUUUUUCGUGUUGAACAUUGUUUCGGCCGUGUUGGUUGGUGUACCGACUUGUUUGACGUAUUUGCACGUUCAGCCAUGUUUUGCACGUUUGGUCAUGCGGUUAGCAGUAAAGACCUACAUGUGUUCUGGAUGUUUGUGCCGUCGGUGUGGCCACGCUGUAGUUGGAUGGAGGAUGGUUCAAAAGGUCAGUGGUGUACGCACUGCGGACCAAUAUGGCGGACACAGUAUAUCGAAGAAGAGCAAACCACAUAAACAUAAAUUGUUGGCGCUUUGUGCGGAUUUCUUGGAUCCGUGCCUGGGCCCCCCGGCGGCGCCUCCAGCGCCGACCCUGGCGCGCUCCGCGCGCCAGGGAGGGGGGUCCAGCGCGAAUCCGAGGAUGUGGUUGUUUCUCUUCUUCCUGUGCAGCGCAAGAGAGUCGGGCUGGUCUGUGUGCCUGCUACAGGCGGCCUGGAUCAGUAGGUCGACCCUGCCAGAUCAAGGGACCCUCGUGUCCUGUGUCUCGCGACCCGUGGCUCCUGCAUUUCUGUGGCAACGCGGCCCCCGGAAAUGUCUUGUGUCCUCUCGCAUGUCCUGUCGAAUCAAGUCCGACUGUACUUAACUGGGCAUCGCCGUGCAUUUUUUUCUCGGCAAGGACCGUCGAGGAGCAUUUUUUCCACCUUGCGACAAAAUACACGCACGAAACCGAGCAGUGCACAAAGGAAUGGGCGUCCGAGCGAUGGCGAGGUGCAGCGCAAGGGAGUCGGGCUGGUCUGUGUGCCUGCUGCUGAGCUGGGCAUCGCUGACGCGACGGGGGCUGGAUGCGAUGCGGGCCUGCGCGUGCCGGCCGCUGCAGGCGAAGCGCCGCCUCCUCGAGGGGAGAGCAGCGGGUCCACGGCAGCGGCUGCGCGGGAGGAUGCAGAAGCUAUUGACAGCAACGAGGAGGAGUGCCCCGAUUACCUCGACAGCGACGGGGACGAGAUUGAUGCAGAGUUUGCCCGGAGGAGAUUAUUCAGUCAGGCUGAUGUUAUACAUCGAAUCGGUGCGUCAGGGUCCGCGAGCACAUGCGGCACCGAACUCAGGCCGCCGGCAAGGGGGAGCACUCCCAGACCGAGCGCGGGAACCAGCUCCUCAAGACGCUUUGCGAGAGGCGGGGGGGAUGGGCAUCCGUGUCGGGGCUUGACUCGUUCAACCGCGACGGCAUCUCCAAGGCCGACGCCUCCAUAUUCGUCGACUGGUUCGACCGCGACGGCAUCUCCAAGGCCGACGCCUCCAUAUUCGUCGACUCGUUCGACAGACACGGCAUAUCCAAGGCACACGCCUCCAUAUUCGCCGACAAGCCUGAUCGUUGCAACAACACUUUCGGCAGCGAGAUCGGCACUACUGGCGGCAGCGACUCUGACACUACUGGCAUCGGCGCUACUGGCAGCGACAUCUUCACUACUGGCAGCGAGAUCGGCACUACUGGCAGCGGCAUCGACACUACUGGCACGAGUACUGGCAGCGACUUCGGCACAAUUGGCGACAACAGCAACAUGGACAUGGAUCAGUUCGAGGAGUUGGAGGUGGAGGAGGCGCCAGCUCCAGCAGCAGCAGCAGCAGCUCAGCAGGCGCAGCUCCCUUUCGCGUUGCACCAGUUCGAGGAGUUGGAGGUGGAGGAGGCGCCACCAGCAGCAGAAGCAGCACCGAGACGGAAGCCAUCGAGGUCGGCCGAGGGCGUCGGCCACGCGAAGGAGGUCAAGUUGAAGAAAGCGGUGAAGGAGCUCAAGCAGAAGUUGAAGGCCAUCAUCAGGAACGUUGCCGCAAUGGUGCCAGGCUCGGAGCUGAUCACUGGGAGACCUGGCACGGCGUUGGGGAGGAAGCGCAAGAUCGAGGCGGGCGACUUCCAGCUGGCCACGCGGGCCGUCUUCCUCAAGUUCAAACGCAACAUCAACAUCGGAGUGAAGCACGAGCGCAUCCAGACAGUUGCUUGUGCAGUUGCUCGGCUGCGGCAGGAGAAGGCUCUCAAGCAUUGCUUCGAGAAGAGCGCGGACAUGUGGGACGAGGUGGAGGUGAAGCAGGCGUGGCGCCCGUCGAAGAAGUACCGCGCACUGAGGAAGAACGUUGCACAGCCAACAUUGGUGCAGCGCACCACCGUCAACCUGAGCCUCGUCAACCUCAGCCGCAAGGAGGGGGGGCAGUUUCAAACUAUUGGGUAUCUCCAGCCCACGGAGGUCGGCGGCACGAAGGCGAUGCAUUUACUUCCUGGCAUUCUGAAGGGCAUGCCAGAGCAGUGGGAUUUCCAAAAGGUAGCGAAGCUGAUCGAGACGCUCGGCGCAGCAUCGAGCCUGACGUUCAUGCCAAUGUGCGACAAGGCCAGCAGCAACGUGAGCAUCAUGAAGAUGUGGGCGGGCGCCGAGCAGCAGUUUAAGGAGGCGUUGCCCGAGCUUGGCAAGAAGUUGCUGUAUUUUCCAGAUACGCGCGGUAUACAUUCACACCACCGCGGCAAGCUGGCACUCAAAGGACUGCGCCCACACACCAUGAGACACUAUUCGAUAGCGUCGAUGUCUAGAUACAGAGGCAACCUCUCGCGGUGCAUCCACGGCAUCGAGAAUAUCGUUCAGUCUCAACUUCAUCGAGAGGUUGGCCCAGCCCCUCCAGUCCCCGACACGCUGGAACGAGUGGCGGACUUCCUCUACGACUUCAGCGCUGGACACCACAGACGACCAGGCAAGGGCGGCAAGGGCGACGGCGAGUCGCAGCUUCUGAAGGACCUGAAAGGUUUGACCGCCAUGGCCAACGGCAGCCUUACGGCAGAGAAGUGGACGCACUGGUGUUGGGGCGCCUCCCUGCAGCGCCCGUGCUGCAGAUCGCUGCAGGACUCCGUGGAGAAGACGACGGUUGCAGCAGUCCACGCUCUUUACGGGAGCGCGGAUCCGCGGCCGGCCGAAAUCCGUUGGACUCAUUCACUUCCCAGCUUCAAGCGCACGUUGGUACGCAGAAUCCUACGCAGAGUUGGGCUGGACUGCUUCGUUGAUACUACCAAAGAGGGCGAGCUCGACGGACUGGGCGGGCAGCAGUUCGGCGUGGAUCAGGAGGGUACCGACGCGUUCUUCAAGCACAUCAUUCGGGUGCGGACCAAAAAGGUAAGGGACUACUACGCCGACGACCGCAACAUGUACAAGUUAGUUGUAUUCACGGCCGUUCUCGAGGCCAGCGAUGGCAACUUACUGUAUCCACUUCUCGGCGAUGCGAUCAAGGAUAAGGCCGAGGAGAAGAGCAAAUUGGAUACGCUCCUCGGCGAGGACUCCGUCAUCGGGCGCUGCAGCCAGGACGUGCUGGGCCUUCUAGAUUCUUGGAGCACUGGAGAUCGUACGCGGCGCCCGUGGAUGCUACUUGAUAUUCUUGGCGCGCCCUUGACCGACCAGGUCUUUUCAAGAUGGGCCAGGGGGCAGAUUGUAAAGCUGACCACGGUCAUGCGUCGCAGGUACGAGAGUCGGUUCAGCGCCUGGCCUUAUAGGUUCUACCCUUUAUCACACGGCCGCUCCACGGAAGCAGACAAGAAGAGGGUAGCUCGUGAGGCACUCGACGCACCUGACCACAUGAUCGACUGCUACACCAGGGGGAUCCGCAACCUCUUCCCGUCGGACGCUGCAUUGUUAUCAACGCACUGCCGAACGGUUCUUGCUGCCGACUUCAGGGCGCAUUGCUACGGGACCGGCAUGAUCGAAAGGCUGAACGCGCUAUACACAGUUCGCCACCCAGUGCGCGCUCCAGGCAGGAACGCGGUCAACGCGGAGCGUGAACAUUUCUUGGACCAGGUCAAGGCCAUCCACCAGAAGCAAGGCGGCGACGACCCCCUUGCAGUACGUAAGUUGGGCAAUUCGUCGUCAGUGGAGGCGGUCACUUACAUUCCUUUAUUGGACGGCGCUUCAUUCGGUUCGGUGCCAGUUCUACCUGCCCUCGGCGAUGCGCCUGCUCCGAUGGCGAUCGAGGAUGCGCCUGCGAACGCAGACGAGCAAGCCAUCGCCCCAGCAGCACCCGCAGCGGAGCACAGGAACUUCGAGGAGCCCAUCGUCGCGCGCAUCCCGAACCCGAACCUGCUACCAGGAGACCGCGCGGCCAGUGAAGAGGCCGAUGGCGAUGGCACCAAACGCUGGCUUAGACGAUACAUGUUGGCGAAGAAUCGGCACCUCGAAGAUGCUAGGAAGUCGAAAGGAUCACGGAUGAUCUGGGGCGAAUGCGUAGCUCACGGCGAGGAGUUCAGGGAGCUCUAUGCAGAUGCAGAUCCAGACGUCUACAACGAAGCCUACGCUGAUUGGCGGCAUAGUGGAGGUCAGCAUCAACAUGAGCAAGUACAACAACCUUACGAACUGUGGUGGGGAGGCGGCAGCAGAGCGAGCCCCUUUACGCCAGGCGAGCUCUGCCAGUACAUCGUUCAGCACGGGUGGCCGAAGGACAGCGCCGUGUUCGACGUUGACCUCGUCGAGAGGAGGGCCACCCCAGAUUUCAAGACCAAGUUCACGGACACAGACGAGAUCGACCCUUGGGGUAUGUCACGUUCGGCGAGGAAUGCCGACAGACCUGGGUCGAGGGUUCCAGCAGCCUGGGAUGUCGUGGAAAAGGGGAUCUACAAGUUCUUGCUGUCUAUCAAUGCUGGCAAGGGCGAGGAUGACGCCUCGGGCGUAAUGUUGAUCAUUGCAGGCCGAACUGUCCACGGUGAUGGCCACAUGAGGUUUGCGAGCUUGGUCACCGACGUCACCUUCAACCCGUGCGUUUUCGACGUGACGUUGAACGAGUUCGAGAAGCAUGCCCACGAAGAGUUGGCGCUACCGUCUUGGGUGAAUAUCGCGGAGCGGCAGAGCAGGGUCAGCGUCAGGCAUCGAGCUAUCGAUACCAACACGUCGGACCAAUGGAUAAACUUACUCAUCGACAAGCUGCAGCAUAUGGACAUGUACAUCGCCGGUUACGAGAUCUGCCACGGCACAGGGACGCUGAGGAGAUCAAAAAUCAUAGGUUUGAAGCUCAUCGGCCGCCUCUGGGAUCCAAGCAUGCAGAAACCUUUAGCAUUUUAUCGUCGAGGUGGAGGCGAUCCGAAGAUGCGCGAGGGCGACCCCUUCGGCGAGGAGGCCCAGCCAGAGCCAUUCGUACGCGAGGACCCGCCUGACCUUCAUGAUGAGCGUGCUCUCGACAUGGCUGAUUCGGACUGCCAGUCUGAGAUCGAGGAGGUGGAGGAGCUCGAGGCCGUCCACAUGGAGGGGAAGCUGCCCGACUACAUGGCCGAAUGGCAACAUCCACCAGUGGUCCCAGGCCCUCUCCACGUAGAUGGUCGCCCGCCUGCCGAUGAUUUUCUAGACGAGGAAGAGGGUGCAGCAAUGGCCGAGGCAGCGUUUUCCUUUUUGGAGGAGGACAUAGUUAAAUGGUUGUUCGAGGUGGAGCCGACGCCUGACGGCGCCCAUGUAUCCGUGAACAAACCAUUGGCGAAGCAGCAUAUGGAUCCUGGUAGGGCGAAGUGGAGUGCGAAGGCUCACAAAGCGAAGGCUAAGGCUAAGGCCGCGGCCUGA